GAAAAUCAAAUUCGGAUACGCGAAAAAAUACAAAAUAUAUAAAUAUAAUAAAACUUUACAAAAAAAAAUAAGUCGAUUUAGUGAGCUCUUCCAGUUAAAAUGUAUUGGGUAGUCCAGGCCCUUUAGAUGUAAUUAAGAAACCUUAACAAACUAAUUUUCUGCGCAUAAAAAACAUAAAAAGAGUAUUUACAUAACCAUUAGAAGUGGACAUUUUGGUUAAAUUCAAUAAGAAAUUUAAUCGAAAUGGGUAUACCGGAUAUACGUCAAUUGAUUACGCUGGAAUUUGAGGUGUUUGGUCAUGUACAAGGCCUGAAUUUUACAAAAGAUACUCGCGAAAGAUGCACGAAACUGGGGAUCACGGGCUGGGUGAAAAAUAGCAAACAGGGCACGAUAGUUGGCAAGAUGCAGGGCCCUAAAGAGGAGGUCGAAAAAAUGGUAACCUGGAUAUCGAGUGAGGGUCCACCAGGAUGCCAAAUCGAUCGUUGUGAUCUGCGAUGUCAAAGCAAUCUCAAUCGGCUGGAUUACAAGGAUUUUGCGAUUAGAUUUUAAAUGUGUUUUACUUAAUUUGUGUGUUUUGUUUUGUGCCUUAAUUCGAUAAGUUUUGUAAAUAAAGAAACGUUUUAGGAUCAAGAACAAA
Messenger RNA from Drosophila willistoni, 637 nucleotides. Its product is annotated as acylphosphatase-2. The transcript has 3 exons. The record is from RefSeq and is a predicted model, not a curated record. The coding region runs from base 244 to 549 and encodes 101 amino acids. Gene Ontology annotation, molecular function: acylphosphatase activity. NCBI's taxonomy places the organism in Eukaryota, Metazoa, Arthropoda, Insecta, Diptera, Drosophilidae.